Messenger RNA from Dermochelys coriacea (leatherback sea turtle), 1469 nucleotides. It is a transcript of the gene DENND10, whose product is annotated as DENN domain containing 10. Lineage: Eukaryota; Metazoa; Chordata; Testudines; Dermochelyidae. Gene Ontology annotation, cellular component: late endosome. The record is from RefSeq and is a predicted model, not a curated record. The transcript has 9 exons. Gene Ontology annotation, molecular function: guanyl-nucleotide exchange factor activity; small GTPase binding. The coding region runs from base 16 to 1314 and encodes 432 amino acids. Gene Ontology annotation, biological process: protein transport; regulation of early endosome to late endosome transport.
UGCUCGCGGUCGCCAAUGAGCGAGGUCGAGCCCGCGUCCUGCGCGGGGGCCGGGGAAGCGGCGGGGCCGGGCCUAGAGCCGAAGGCGGCGCCAGGACAGCGGCGGGGCAGGGCCUGGGCGCUCCGGCGGCAGCCGCUGCAGGAAGAGGGGGAGAGGGCCGGGCCGGGCCGGGCCUGGUCUGGUGCGCUCGGGCCGGGCAGGGAAGCGAGCAGGGCCGGGCAGCAGGAAGAUGGCAGAGCCGGAGAUUCAGCUGCUGCUGGGCGUGGGGCUGAUUGUGAACAUCUUUCCACCAUAGAAAAAGACACCAAUGGAGAUACUCUGUGGGUAUGGUGUUAUCCUUCCACCACAGCUGAAAUGAGGGAUCUAUUGCUGAGAAAAUGCUGCCUUACAGAUGAAAAUAAACUGCUUCACACCUUUGUAUUUGGCCAGUAUAGAAGAUCAUGGUUCUAUAUAACAACAGUGGAAGUUCAAGAUUCUUCAGUCUUGAAAAAGGUGACUCACUUUUCUAUUGUUCUGACUGCCAAAGAUUUUAACCCGGAGAAAUAUGCAGCCUUCACUAGGAUAUUGUGUAGAAUCUACCUGAAGCAUGGGAGUCCAGUUAAAAUAAUGGAGAGUUACAUUGCAGUUCUUACAAAGGGGAUCUGCCAGAGUGAAGAAAAUGGAUCUUUCCUCAGCAAAGAUUUUGAUGCCCGAAAGGCUUACCUUGCAGGUUCAAUCAAAGAUAUAGUAUCUCAGUUUGGUAUGGAAACAGUUAUCCUAUUCACUGCACUGAUGUUAAAGAAAAGAAUUGUUGUAUACCACCCAAGAAUAGAAGUCAUCCAGGAGUUUACCAGGACUCUACCUGCUUUAGUGUGGCAUCGACAGGACUGGUCAAUUCUUCAUUCAUAUGUUCAUCUAAAUGAUGAUGAACUGGAAGCAUUGAAGACCUGCACAGGUUACAUUGCUGGAUUUAUAGACUCCAAAGUGAGCAAUAGACUGGAUCUAUAUGAUGUGUAUGUGAAUUUGGCAGACAGUGAAAUUACCAUUUCCCAGCAAGCGAAAGAGGCAAUGACAAUGGGAAAAUUGCACAAAGAAAUUGGUCAACUCAUUGUUCAGUCUGCAGAAGAUCCAGAUAAAUCAGAUAGUCAAGUCAUUAAGGAUAUUUCACUGAAAUCAAAGGAAAUGUUGACUAAUCUGGCAUCAUUUACUGAAGUUUCUGAUGAUGGUGAGAAACCGACACUUAACUUUGAAUCCCUAAAACAAAAGCGAUAUCCACCAGCUACAGAAAACUUUCUUUAUCAUCUAGCAGCUGCUGAACAAAUGCUUAAGAUAUGACUUUGUUGAUACACUUAAAUGUUGUGGACCAAUAUGAAAUAUUCCCUUUGCCAUAAAACUAUGACUAUCUGCUACUUAUAUAAAAAAUUAAAGGUAGCAAAGAAAAUGUUACAUUUUUAAUGAUGUAAUGCAAAAUAUAGACAUUUGACCUGGAA